UCUCAGUACUGGCUGUCUUGUUACAAAGGAAAACAAUAAACUACUGGACCCAAGAUCACAGGCGUAGCCUACUGAUCAAGAAUGCGCUUAAUUGGAGUACACUGGCGAGGUGUCCCUUGCAUCACCGCCGGGAUCACGUUUUCGUAAUGUUCAAUACUUCGGGCGUCGAUCCCACUUCCAAUAAGAGAGAGGAUGUUUCCGAAGUUAUCAAUGGCACUCUGGAGCUUUUCUAUAACGUCCUGGUCACAGCUGGUCCAACAGCCAUGUGGAACGAUACGUGCGGGGAGACACUACUUGAUUUCGGCAGUGGAGAGAAGAUAAUAAUCGGAGUGAUGUUGGCUAUCAUCACAGCGGUCACGGUGAUGGGAAACACACUGGUUGUCAUAGCGGUUUGCGUGGUGAAAAAAUUAAGACAACCGUCAAACUAUCUUCUUGUGUCCCUGGCUGUGGCAGACCUCUCCGUGGCCAUAGUUGUCAUGCCCUUUGUUAUAGUGACAGACCUAACUGGAGGCAAGUGGCUUUUUGGGGAGGUGUUUUGCAACAUCUUCAUUGGUAUGGAUGUAAUGUGCUGCACAGCCUCCAUCAUGACCCUGUGCGUGAUCAGUGUUGACAGGUAUCUGGGGAUCACCCGCCCCCUCACAUACCCAGCCAGGCAGAACGGCCAGCUGAUGGCCAAGAUGAUCCUGGGGGUGUGGCUGGUGUCCGCCUCCAUCACCCUGCCACCCUUCUGCGGCUGGGCCAAGAACGUCCACGCGGGCGGCGUGUGCCUCAUCAGCCAGGACUUUGGUUAUACCAUCUACUCCACGGCUGUGGCCUUCUACAUCCCCAUGCUCGUCAUGCUCUUCAUGUACUACAAGAUUUUCAGGGCCGCCCGCAAGAGCGGCCUCAAGCACCGCUUCACCGACUUCACCCGGCGCGAGCGGCUGGAGACGGUGGCAAGCGAGGCACUGAGGAUGCAGGGCCUGAAGCCGCAGGGCGUGGCCGAGGAAUGUGCGGUGCUGUCCCGUCUGCUGACCCGCGAGCGCCGCAACAUCUCCAUCUUCAAAAGGGAGCAGAAGGCUGCCACCACGCUGGGGGUGAUCGUGGGCGUGUUCUCCAUCUGCUGGCUGCCCUUCUUCAUCCUGUCCACGGCCAGGCCCUUCAUCUGCGGAGUGGAGUGCAGCUGUGUGCCCAUCUGGCUGGAGAGGUUCCUCCUCUGGCUGGGCUACGCCAACUCCCUCAUGAACCCCUUCAUCUAUGCCUUCUUUAACCGGGACCUGCGCUCCACCUACAAGGAUCUGCUGCGUUGCCGCUACCGCAACAUCAACCGACGCCUGUCCGCCGUAGGUGUGCACGAGGCCCUUAAGGUGUAGGAGGAAGAGGAAUUUCUAAUCCUGUCCUCAUUGUAAAGACUACUGGCUGCUACUCUUUGUGAUUGUAUAAUAGAGGCUGAGGGAUGACCUGUGACCUGUGGCUGUAGAUAAAGACAGAGACAGACUGUUAAUACCUCUCUAACCCGCUGUAGAGACACAGAGACAAGGCCAUCACUUAGGUCUGUGUCUGUCUGACACACACAGUCAUUCUAUUUUGGGACACAAAACCAUAGACCGUAUUUGACGGCCUAUUUAAGUUGACACUGGCUUUGUGCAUAUGCUACAAUUCAGUCCUGACUUCAUAUUCAUGUCAGGAAGAUGAUGCAUUGACUUGGGAAAUCACAUGCGGACCCUGGCGAUAAUUCUAGGUCAUUAAAAGCAUGGGCUGCAAAUGGAUUUCUGCACAAUGACAUUUGCUAAAUUAAUGCUUGCGCAAGGGGUGCCAUUGGCUGUUGACUUAAACCAGUGAAGGUCACAGAAUCUGUAUCUAUGUAAAUGUUUCCAGUUCAACUUGUCUGUCGUCUAGUAGGUGAUGAUGGUGAACAAUUGAAAGUG
This is a messenger RNA of Oncorhynchus nerka (sockeye salmon), 1907 nucleotides long. RefSeq names its product 5-hydroxytryptamine receptor 7-like. Bases 147 to 1352 code for a protein of 401 amino acids. Lineage: Eukaryota; Metazoa; Chordata; Actinopteri; Salmoniformes; Salmonidae. Gene Ontology annotation, molecular function: neurotransmitter receptor activity; G protein-coupled serotonin receptor activity. The transcript has 2 exons. The record is from RefSeq and is a predicted model, not a curated record. Gene Ontology annotation, biological process: G protein-coupled receptor signaling pathway, coupled to cyclic nucleotide second messenger; vasoconstriction; chemical synaptic transmission. Gene Ontology annotation, cellular component: plasma membrane; dendrite.